Mercurialis annua (annual mercury) is the source of this 1746-nucleotide messenger RNA. Its product is annotated as WRKY transcription factor 71. The record is from RefSeq and is a predicted model, not a curated record. NCBI's taxonomy places the organism in Eukaryota, Viridiplantae, Streptophyta, Magnoliopsida, Malpighiales, Euphorbiaceae. Gene Ontology annotation, molecular function: DNA-binding transcription factor activity; sequence-specific DNA binding. Bases 116 to 1099 code for a protein of 327 amino acids. Gene Ontology annotation, biological process: regulation of DNA-templated transcription. The transcript is spliced from 3 exons.
UCAAACAAGUUACUGAGACAUAUGAACUAAAAGUCCAACAUAAAACCAAACCCUAAAUUCCAAUUCUCUUAAUUUUCUCUUACUUUUAUAACCUUCUUCUUCUUGUUCUUGAUCCAUGUCUGAAGAUCAUCACACCAGAGACUUUUACUACCAUACUUCUAAUUUCCAUGAAGAUCCUCAUCAAUCCAAUCUUACAUCAAUUUAUGAUGUUUCCACUACAACACAAGGAUUUGAAUAUCCUUCUUCUUCUUCUUACAUGAGCUUCACAGAUUGUCUCCAUGGAUCCAUGGACUAUAAUUCUCUUUCGAAAGCUUUCGCCAUGUCGCCUUCUUCGUCCGAGGUUUUUUCAUCUGUUGAAGGCAAUAAUAACAAUAAUCCAAAUAAUAAUAAGGCUAUGGAGAUUGGUGGAAAUUCUGAGAAUCCAGUCACUCCAAAUUCUUCUGUUUCUUUCUCUUCAAGUGAAGCUUGUGGUGGUGGUGGUGAAGAAGAUUCUGAUAAGACAAGAAAAACCAAGAAACAAAACCACCUCAAAGGGGAUGAAAAUGGAGGAGAAUGUUCCAACAAAGAGGGAAAUAAGGGAAAGAAAAAAGGAGAAAAAAGGCAAAGAGAACCAAGAUUUGCAUUCAUGACAAAAAGUGAGGUUGAUCAUCUAGAAGAUGGCUAUAGAUGGAGAAAAUAUGGUCAGAAAGCUGUUAAGAAUAGUCCUUAUCCAAGGAGCUACUACAGAUGCACAACUCAGAAAUGCACUGUAAAGAAAAGGGUAGAAAGGUCAUUUCAAGAUCCGUCGAUAGUGAUUACAACAUACGAAGGACAACAUAAUCAUCCACUUCCUGCAACUUUGAGAGGUCAUGCAGCUGCUAUAUUCUCACAUUCUAUGCUUACACCAGCUAAUCCAAUGGCAAUUAGGCCUACUAAUUUCCCUCAAGAUUUCUUGCUUCAAAUGCCUCAUCAUUUAAGCAAUAAUCAAGCCUCUAUUUAUCAACAGACUGGUAAUAAUAAUCAGCAUCUUCAUCCUCAGUCUCAUCAUCAACAGGUUCCUGAUUAUGGUCUUUUGCAAGACAUAGUUCCUUCUAUGUUUUUUAAACAUGAAGAGUCAUGAGUUAUUACUAUUUAGUAAUCUCUCCGGUAAUUGAUUCUCGGAAUUACUAAACCAUCAUCUUAUUUCAUUUUGGUGACUAAUUUUUAAUUUAUUUUAUUUGGAUUAUUGAGCUGUAGUUUCAUUCCAACGGAAGGUUUUCAUAUUAAAAUACAUACGUGCUAAUCGGCUUUUGUUUAUUUUUAUCUGAAAAUUUACGUAUGCAUAACUUGGUAUCAAAACCUCAUGCUGAAAUGAAAUUAAAGUUUAGUAAUUGAAAUGAAAAUUUAGUCAGUAAAAUGAUAUAAGAUUUUAGUAAUUCCGAAAAUCGAUUACCCUAAUUUUCUCAUUGUAAAUACUUCAUCAUCGCCACUUUUUAGCUGGCUAGGUUUCGUACUCUUCUGUUCUUGAUCUUUAAUUAGCACCCACUUGAAGUUUUAUUUAGAAGGGGACCAUUUUCAUAUGAAGUGAUUUGCUAUAGAGAGCUGCUGUUAACAAUGAGAUUUGUUUUACAAUAUCAAGAAGAUCGAUGAGGUCAACCCAGCAGUGGUUUUUCAAAAACCUAGCAUGCAUUGAUUGUUUUUUUCCCUCUUCUUCUAAUUAUUGUAUUGAAGUGCUUCAAUCCUUUUAAGGAUUUUUUUUUAUAUAUAUACAUAUACUUUGUUUAUGAA